Messenger RNA from Jatropha curcas, 580 nucleotides. RefSeq lists its product as uncharacterized. Lineage: Eukaryota; Viridiplantae; Streptophyta; Magnoliopsida; Malpighiales; Euphorbiaceae. Gene Ontology annotation, molecular function: protein binding. The record is from RefSeq and is a predicted model, not a curated record.
ACGUUUCUACUUCUGUAUUUCUGCAUAUAAGAAAAAGAAAAAGAAUAAUGAAAAUGAACAGGAAGAGUAAAGUGAAAAAUGGUCUUACGAGAAGUCAUGGAAGAAGAGAUAGUUGAACUCAAUGCCAAAGAAGAAGUAAAAUCUGUUAUGGAAGAAGCAAUUAGUGAACUCACUAUCAAAGAUGAAGAAACAGAAAUAGUAAGAGAAUUAAGGGACCUUCCACUAGCUAAUUACCUGUUGAAGAUCGAAAAUUUCUCCCAACUUGCUAAUGCAAAUGUAGAAAACUAUCGACCAAGUGUUUUCAAAGUUGGCGGAUACAUAUGGAGACUUUCUCUUUAUCCUAAAGGAAACAAGAAAAUAUCUGAAGAGAAAUACAUAUCUGUAUAUUUUGAACUAUGGAGUCCAAAUGCAUAACCUUUACAUAAGGAGGUUAAUAUAUGCUUCAACUUGUUUGUUUCUUUAUAAUCAAAUCCAGUAUAAGUAUUUGGCUGUUCGAGGUACUGGAUUACUAGUUCAGUUUUUAUAUAUAGUUUUUUGUGAUUCAACUGUUUGUGUGAAUCAAUUUGCUGAAUUUUCUUUA